GUCAAGUUUGCUACAGAUAGAGAGUUCAAGAGUUAAGAAUAAGAAAGCUUAUUGAAUAAAAAGAAGUUUAAAAUAUUAUAUCUAAUAAAAGUAGUUAAUAUUACUAAAAGUUCGGAAUUAAUAAUUAAAAAAUUUUAGACUGCUUAAAAUGGUAAAAAAGAAAAGACAAAGUGAUCCUCAAAAUAAAGAUGAAUACAGCACAGAUUCUGAUGACAAACCAACAAAUAACAGUAACAGUCCUAUAGAUUCUCCUGGGGGAGUAGUAGUAGAAUGUCAGCACGUUAAAAGAUCGCUUGAUUUGCAGAAACUUAGGAAGCUGUAUAAAACAACUCCCCUCGAUAUGAAUAAUUGUGGCGAAUGUCUCAAAAAAUCACCACAGAACACAGAAGAAAUUAAUGGAAAAUUUAGCGAAGAUAUGUUUGAAUUCGAUAGGACUUUGUGGUUGUGUCUUAAAUGUGGAACACACUUGUGCGGGCGUGCUAAAAAUCAGCAUGCUUUAGAGCAUUUUGAAACUCCCCGUUCUGAUUCACAUGCUCUAGUUAUUAAUACGACUACAUUUAGCUUAUGGUGUUAUGCAUGUGACGAAGAAGUCAAUUGUACUACAAAAAAGCAACUUUCGGAAACGGUUGAUUUUGUUAAAAAACUAACACAAAGACAACAAGCUAUUGUGCCGCAAAUUAUAACUCCGACUGAGGGACAAACUAUCGAUGAUUCAGGUUUAACAGAUCACUUGAAAUUAAAACUUAAUUCGAAUAAUAGUGUAAAUAAUAGCUCAUCACCAAACUCAACACCUAUACCAGGAAUGGCUAGAAGAAUUCAAACAACGACAAUGCAAGGCUCAUCAAUUUCUACGUUUCCAAUUGAUACUUUACCCCGCGUUAGAGGACUUUCUAAUUUAGGAAACACCUGCUUUUUUAAUGCUGUUUUGCAAUGUUUGGCUCAAACACCAUUUUUGUUAGAAGUUUUGCAUGAAUCUUCUGAAGCUGGUGAAAGGUUUACUCUUCCCGGUGGUGAGUUUAAAUUUAAAGAUGGAGAAACAAAAAUUUUACCAGCCAUUGAAGGAGUUCUGAGUGAGUGGGGCGAAUUAACUUCAUCUUUAGCUGAUGCUUUAGAGCAAUUACAAUCUGGUGGUAGCGUUUUUAAUCCAUCAAAAUUAUUCAAUAAGUUAACAACAAAAUGCCCUCAAUUCCGGGGGGGUGAUCAACAUGAUUCUCAUGAAUUACUACGUCAUUUAUUAGAACGCGUCAGGUCCGAAGAUUUGAAGCGAUAUCAGAAAGUUAUAUUGAAUGAGCUGGGCUAUAAUUCCCAAAUAACACCUGGAGAUGACAUGAAACAAAAAUGCAAAAUUUAUGGACAACAAGCUCAAGAUCGCAUUUUACGCCCGGAGCAAGUUUUUAGAGGUUUUUUAGUUUCAACAUUAACUUGUCAAGAUUGCUUCUAUACAUCUUCGAGGCAUGAAAGUUUCCUCGAUAUGUCAUUGCCUGUCAGCGUGGAGAAGCCACCACCUCCAAUCAGACGUAGAACUAGUCCUGAAACGUCUCCCAAUUCCACUACGCUAUCAAAGCAUCAAUUAAAGAAAGAAAAAGAAAAAGAAAGAAAGGCAAAGCGGGCAGCAAAACAUCAUAAUAAAAAACUGAAUUAUAUACCAAUUGGUCCAAUUGGAGAUAACAUGGACGAUUCCAUAGAUACCAAUAAUACUUCAUUAAAUAAUAAAGAAAUUGAGAAUUCAAGAUCUUCUGAUUCAUCAUCAUCAGAGCAAUCUGAUGCCGAUAUUGAAGACAAUUUGAUAGACGACAUUCCGAAAAAUGGACAGUCGUUGCUACAUCUGCAGAAGGCUUGCGAUACAAACGGAAAUAGUGAAACACCUAAUAGUCCCGAGAAACGUGGAGAUUCUCCAGAGAAUCCUAACAAAGAUUCUAAUGAUGAUGAGAAUGAUUCUGGUAUUGCUACAAGUCCUGCUAAUCCAACAACUUCUAUGGACUUAAUUUCUUCUGCCAAUACAUCAUUGACACGAUCCAGAGGUGGUUCUACUGAAUUAAACAAUUCCAUGGAAUGUAACGGUUCUAGUAAUUUAAUUUUAAAUUUGGGAAUUAAUAAAAAUGCUAGUUUAGUUAGAAAUCGUUCUUUAGAGUUAAACCAAAAAGAAAAUCUUGAACGAAAUUUAGAAAAAUUAAAUUUAUCAGAUGAUGAUAUUCCUAACGAUGCAAAAGAUAAUAAAAAUAUUUUAGAUAUUAAGAAAAAGAAAGCAAAGCAGAAACGUAUACGUACUCAAAGUUAUUCUGAUUGGAAUACGACCAUCGCACCUCGUUAUCAAUGCGAUGCAGGGGAAUGUUCUAUUCAAUCAUGUCUAAAUAAUUUUACAGCAGUGGAGCUAAUGACUGGAAACAAUAAGGUCGGGUGCGAUGCUUGUACAAAACGUAUUAAUGGAGAAGGCGAAAAUGUUAAAUCUAUUUACACGAACGCUACAAAGCAAUUUUUAAUUUCAAGUCCACCAGCAGUGUUAAUACUACAUUUAAAACGAUUCCAGGUUGGUCAACGUUGCCUAUUUAGUAAGUUGACCAGACCUGUAUCAUUUCCAGUGGUUUUAGAUAUUGCACCUUUUUGCGGAUCUAAGGUGAAAAAUUUACCAAAUAUAGACAGAAAACAAAAGAAAUUACUUUAUGCAUUGUAUGGAAUUGUUGAACAUUCGGGUAGCAUGUAUGGUGGACAUUAUACAGCGUAUGUUAAAGUCAGACCAAAAUUAUCUAAAUCAGAUAAACGCUGGAAAUUUAUGCCACAAGGUAGCAAAGCUGAAUUAGAUCAAACAGAUGAGCAAAAAGCUAAAUUAGAUGAAUUGCUAGCGAAAGAGAAAGCUAGGGAACAGCGAAUGAAAUCAAAUGAUAGCGACGAUUUUACAUCAAGUAAUACCUCUUCAGAUUCAGAUGAUAGAAUCCGUGGGAAUGAAGUUUCAGAUGUAUCGAAGCCUUUAGUUGACCUCAGUGAUACUACUGAAUGUGAAGGUGCCGUUGGUGGUGCUUUAUCUAAUAAUACUGAAGAACAAAUUAAUAUUGAGGCACCUCCAGGCAAAUGGUAUUAUGUUUCUGAUAGUCGAGUACAAGAAGUUUUGGAAAGUGCUGUUUUGAAGGCGCAAGCAUAUUUAUUGUUUUAUGAAAGGAUCUAUUAGUUUAUCCUCUAUGUAUUUUCUUAUCUUCGUUUAUUCUUAAAUGAAAUAAUUUUUGGGGCUUUCCUUUAAAUAUACGCGUUUAAAAAAUGCGAAAAUUUAUUAAAACUAUAGUAAAAAAUAUCUGCUUUUAGUAUCAAGUUUUCCUUUUAUUGUAUAUUUCUAAUAGAAAAUUAUUCCAAAAUGUUCAUAAUAAAUUUUCGUUCUACAUUUUUUUUAAUAAAGUCAAAUAUAAUACAGAAGUUAAAAAAAUUAGAAAUCGCUUUUGUAUAAUCUUUAAAUAAAGUCGAUUUAAGAAAAAAACUUUCAUUUAUUUUUGAAUUGAAAAAACGUAAAAAAUUCAAAUUUUGCGUUAAAAUAAAACCUAUGCAAUUAUU
Molecule: messenger RNA, 3537 nt
Organism: Condylostylus longicornis
Lineage: Eukaryota; Metazoa; Arthropoda; Insecta; Diptera; Dolichopodidae
Gene: Usp16-45
Product: ubiquitin carboxyl-terminal hydrolase 45
Exons: 8
Coding region: 149-3163 (1004 amino acids)
Biological process (GO): protein deubiquitination
Cellular component (GO): cytosol; nucleus
Molecular function (GO): cysteine-type deubiquitinase activity; cysteine-type endopeptidase activity; zinc ion binding
Source: RefSeq, a predicted model, not a curated record